Molecule: messenger RNA, 3654 nt
Organism: Xiphias gladius (swordfish)
Lineage: Eukaryota; Metazoa; Chordata; Actinopteri; Istiophoriformes; Xiphiidae
Product: zinc finger protein 37-like
Exons: 2
Coding region: 275-2575 (766 amino acids)
Biological process (GO): regulation of transcription by RNA polymerase II
Molecular function (GO): DNA-binding transcription factor activity; RNA polymerase II cis-regulatory region sequence-specific DNA binding
Source: RefSeq, a predicted model, not a curated record
UGCCAAGUAGCCGAGGCAGGCGCGUGCCCAGAUUGUUAGCACACUUUCACGUGUUAAUUUUUAACCAAACGCCACCCCAUGCCAUAAACGUGGAAGCCGCCACAGUCCUUAGGUCAUAUCCGCUGGGUGGCAAUAGGCCACAGGACAAUAACUGACGGGCACUAAAGCGUCGCCAACGGUCUAAUCCACCGCUGCCGCGUCCAGGGCCUCCAGGGCAGAGGGGAGGUAGGCGGCCGCCCGGCGCGUAAAGCGGGGGAAGAAUUCUUAGAAAUGGAUGACAAAUGGCCUUUCUACUUUCAGAGAGCUCUCACAGACAUCUGUCCAUAUGGAGGAGGAGGCUCCCCUGAACCAGCAGCAGCAGCAGCACUGUAACCAGGAGACGAGCACCAGUGUAGUCAAACCAGUUCAUCUGCAGGUUAAAGAGGAACACGAGGAAAAAUGCAUCAGUCAGGAACGACAGCAGCUGGCACAGCAACAGGAGACUGAUGCCUCUAAGUUGACUUCCACACGUGCGGCACGUGUCCGCAGUGAUCAGUCUCAGCCUUUGGACACUGACCAGCCUCACACUGCAGCAAAUAAAGCUCCUCAGUCCAACAUCCUAAACAAAGACACAUUAUCUGAAUCUGACAGGGAGGGUUCUUCAGUAUCAGUGCCAAACAGUGACAAGCACCUCCUCUCUCACGACUCUCGUGUAGCUGAGAGCCAAGAUGCCAUAACUUCUAACCACGGAAGUGUAAAACCAAAUGGACAUACUGAGUUAGCACCAAAUGAGAAAAGCAACGAGGAGAACACAGCAUCAGCUACGAAUACGGAGCAAACAUCAGAUAAGAGAUGUAAUGAUGAAAACACAGCAUUAACCAGGAGUACCGAGCUAGCACCAACGGAGAAAUCUAACAAUGAGACAUCAACUAGAAGUACUGAGUCACCACCAAAUAACAAACCCGAUAAUGGAAAAACAAAAUCGGCUACAAGUACUGAGCUAACACCUGAUCAGAACUCUAACGGUGAGAACACAACAUCAGCUAAAAGUACUGAACCAGCACCAGAUAACAAAUGUAACAAUAAGACCACUACAUCUACUAGUGAUGGGAACACAACAUCAAACAAAAGAACUGAGAUAACACCAAACAAGAGAAGCAAUGUUGAGAACACAGCAUCAACUGAAAGUACUGACCCAACACGACAUGUAAAUGAAAAUGAAAACAGGACCGUAACCAGAAAUACUGCAUCAGCACAAAAUAGAGACCCGAAAGGGGAAGAACACAAGACACGGAAGAAACCCGAUGAUGGGAAAGCGACAUCAACUUCAAGUAUUAAACCAACACUAGGUCAGAAACGAAACAAUGAGACAAAAUCAAGCAGAAGUACAAAGCUAUCACCAAAUAAGAAUUGUAGCAGAGAGAACACAACAUCAACUGAAAGCGCUGAACCAGCCCCUAAUAAGAAAUCCAGUGAUGAGAAAAAAUCAACCACAAGUACUGAACCAAGAGCAGAUGAUAAAUGCAAUCAUAGGAAAACAACUUCUACUGAAAGUAUUCAGCCAAAACCAGAGAGGAAACCCAGUGAUGGGAAAAGAACAUCAACUACAAGUACCAAGCCAAUACCUAAUAAGAAAGAUAAUGAUGGAACGACAAUGUCUGCAAGAAGUGAGGAGCCAACGCUGCACAAGAGACAAGAGGACGGGAGCGCAACAUCAAAUGGAAGUACUGACCCAACACCAAGAAAGAGACGGAAGGAUGACUGUACAACAUCAACCAGUAGUACAGAGCUAAAACAUAGUGACAAACAUAUCAAUGAGAGCGCAACAUCAAAUGGAAGUACUGACCCAACACAAAACAGGAAAGAUGGGAACACUUCAAGCGGUAGUAUCGAGGAUGACGAAAACCCUUACAAGUGUGACUGGUGUGGUAGAGUGAUGACCAAUUUCAAAAACUACAAAUUCCAUAUGAAAUCCCACACUGUCGAAAAGACUUUCAAAUGCGACACUUGCGGGAAAAUGUUCAGGGAGAGUUGGGACUUGAAUAAACAUGUAGUAAUUCACUCUGUCGAGAAGCCUUUCAAGUGCAACGUUUGCGGAAACGGAUUCAACCGGCGUUACAAUCUCGACCUGCAUCUUAGGGUUCACACCGGGGAAAAGCCGUACAAAUGCGACAGCUGUGAGAAGAGCUUCAGCUCCUGUGUGAACAUGAAGAAGCACAUGAGAAUUCACACAGGUGAGAAGCCUUACGCGUGCAGCGACUGCGGGAAGGAGUUUGCAGAUUCUUCGUCUUUCAAAAACCAUCUGCGGGUUCAUACGGGCGAGAAGCCCUUCAGGUGUUCCCACUGCAAGAGAAGAUUUGCCACCAGGACAACUCUGAAGAGGCACACCCGAACACACACCGGCGAAAAGCCCUAUAAGUGCAAUGUGUGUGAGAAGGUGUUCGGUCACAAAACGGACCUGAAAGGACACGUGAGGACACAUACCGGGGAGAAGCCUUACAAAUGUGGUACUUGUGGAGAACAGUUCUCCAACUGGUCAAAACUCAACAAGCACAAGAUUGUCCACACAAGUGAUGCACAAAGCUCCUCUGCUUAAAAACGUCGGCUUUUGACACGACAUGCUAAUGAUAAAAGGAAAUUUUGUUUAGUUUUAAAAAGGGUACUGAUUUAGCAUUGCACUCCUGCAGCUUAAUGUUGUCUGACUCACGACUGACAGUCAAAAAACUAUCACAAACUAUCAAAAUCAAGUCUUUUUUCAGUCCGUACAUUCUUUUUCCUUGUCAAUUCCUGGUGCCUACAUUCCCCGUGAUGCAACACAAUCAUAGACCAUUUGCCGGCGAGAGUGUUAAUAAUAAUGCAUUGUGUUUGAUGCACAAACUGGAUUCAGUGUAGUAGCCAGCUAGCUUGGGACCUAGCAGAUGGUCAGACUGAAAAUUGAGUUGCAUUUAAAAACGCAAGGGGGCAGCGUUGGUGAGGCUUUGUUACAUAAGGUACUAGUGGUAAGAUGAAAUACAAGCCAGGAAAGUUACUUUAGUGAGUGAUCUAUGAGUUUGUUAGACAUCAAAAUACCGCACAGAGGUUUAUAAUGUCACAAAGACAAUAAUUUUACCGACAUUUUUGAUGUAAACCGUAGAUUUGCACUUCUCAUAACAAAGUACUCUACCUGGGCUUGCACGUAUUUGACUGUCCAACACAUUUCUUUGCCGGAUUAAGUUGCAUUGCUUUGCAGCAACACUUGAUGCAGCUAAGCGUUUUCGCUGGACAUCUCUGACUCAAAAUGCAUUUUGUAUAUUACUAUUUUCACUGGUGUCUAGAUUUUCAUGAAGCAUCUGGAAGCUGGGGCGUUUGUAAGAGCCAAAUCCCACAGUUUUGUUCCCUCUCAAAGUUUCAUAACAAUUGUUUUUAUACACAGAAAUUGUUGGCAUACACUACCAGUCAAAAGUUUUAGAGCACUUCAGUUUUUUUUAUUUAUUAUUAUUGUUUUUUUAUUUUAAAUAAUUAAAGUAUAGAACAAAUAAAUGACUGCUGUGGAGGAAAUAUUAGGAGUUUGUGAAUAGACUAUAGUGAGCAGUGUAGAUUGCUGGAUACCCUUUUGAAGCCUGAGAUAAAGCUACACACGACAGGUCUGUAAGAUGAUUUUGUUACUGUUACAUUAUACGUAUUCGUAUGAGGUGU